AGAGUAAUAUACUUGAGUUAUUUCAUUGUGAAAGAAUUUGGGGCGUGUAGCUUUUCACAAGUCCUAAUAAGUAUCUUGUAAGAUUUUUACUAUACUAUCCAUCAAUGGCAAGCCAACAACAACCUCGUCCAUUGUUCCGUUUUGCUUCCAUGGUUCGUCCCGCUGCACAACCUCCAGCUUCUAGUCCACAAGCACCGGCCCCACAACCGAUGUUUCGACCUGCCACCCCAUUUAGACCUCCGUCACCGGCAGUUACUGCUACUCAGCCACCUCAACCUCAAGAACCUACUCCACAAACACCAGCUACUGCUUCUCCUCCCCCUCCUGUUGCGGCAGCCAUUGCACCACCGCAACCAGCAGUGCCGGCCCCACGUAGCCCCAUUUCAGCACCGCAACCAGCAGCGUUGGCCCAACGCAGCCCCCUUCCAGCGCCGCAGCCUCAACCUGUGGCUGCAGCUUCCCCACGUCCAACUCUGGCAACUCCACCUCCAAGAUCACCUGUUGCUCCUCCUCAAUCUGUUGUUUCUCCACCAAAGGCUCCUUCACCACGCUCUCCAGUGGCAGCACAACCACAAAGUGCUGCCACUGACGUUACUAAAUCUCCUGUCACUAAAGUCACCACGUCAGUGCCACAAUCCCCAUUCAAGACAUUAGCUUCUAAUGUAAAAACAGAGAACGCUCCAACUAGUACUCCAUAUUCUUCAUUACCACCAUCUCCAAAAACAAAAAUAGCAGAUUCUAUCCAAAGUCCCAUCAAUCAAUCAUCACCAUCAAAAGCUCCCCCACCAUCUCAAAAGAUCAGCCAGACUAAUUUAGUGAAAUCCCAGACUUACUCUCCUCAAACUAAGCCUGCAGUUUCUCACCCGCCAUCCCCACUGAAGCUUCCCCCUUCUCAACUUGAACUUGAGUCCAGGAUUCCUCCACAGGUUGAUCAGAAAUCCGUUGUGGUCCACGAAACCACAAGGUCUAAUGCUAACAGUAAUCAUGCCAUGCAGACUACAAGAAAUGGAAAAACAGUAGAAAAUGGGAAACGGGAAGCAGUCAAAAAAGAUAAAGGGGUUCAGCAAAAGGCGUCUAAUUCUGAUUCUUCUGAUGACUUUGGAAUGAGUGUUCUAACACUAGCUGGUGAAAACAAAGGAGCUAUUAUGGAGUUAAGCCCUUCAAGGAAGACAUACAGCCCUCAGAGUCUUCAAAAAAAAGGAAUCCCAAAGGCGUGGAGUAGUGAGGAUGAUGGAGAGAAAUCAGGGAGUGAAAGUGGCAAGAAGGGAGAUAGAAUGCAGAAUAAGUCCCUUCCUAUGACUGCCUUCAUGAACAGCAAUGUCCAAGGUGUGAACAACUCCAUUCUCCACAAUGCUUCUUGCACUCACCAUGAUCCUGGUGUCCACCUUGUUUUUUCAAGGAAGACAAAUGGUAGCAACGGGUUCCACAUUAAGGGCGGCCAAAAGAGCUAAAAUAAUGUUUAAAGACGGUCAAACACUUAUGAGAGUCUCUUGUUUUUUUCAUGGAGGGCCCUUUGUUUUUUUUUAAUAUUUUGAGAGAAUAAAUUGAGUGGUACAGGAAGGACAUGGAUUCUGAUUCUUCAUGCAUGGCUGCAAUCCACCUCUCAUGCACGAGGACCAUCCUUGCCUUUGGUAGGACAGAGAGAUUCUAUGCACAAUGUUGCCACUAUAAUGCUGUCUUAUGUAUUGAGCACUAUUAAUCUUCUAUAUAAUUUGUAAGUUUAAUACAGAA
This is a messenger RNA of Capsicum annuum, 1731 nucleotides long. Its product is annotated as vegetative cell wall protein gp1. The transcript has a single exon. The coding region runs from base 105 to 1451 and encodes 448 amino acids. The record is from RefSeq and is a predicted model, not a curated record. NCBI's taxonomy places the organism in Eukaryota, Viridiplantae, Streptophyta, Magnoliopsida, Solanales, Solanaceae.